AUAUAUAUAUCUUUCUAUAUAUCUACAUAUAUAUCUAUAUAUAUAUACGUUUAUAUCUAUAUAUAUACAUAUAUAUAAAUAUAUUAUACAUAUAUAAACAUAUAGGAUACAGUUUUCGAACAACAAAGUAAGCAAUGUGUAAGGUGCGACUUGGGCGCCUUGCACAUUUUGUAGUGGCGAUAGGAAACUGGCUUUGCCUCCAUGUAUCCUAUGCAUAGCCUGGUUAGUGUAACCUUCCGUCUUCGAGAUAGUCCAUUAUAGACUUUAUACGGUUUGUCCAUAUCGGAUGUACCUGUAAUACUUUCAUUAUGUCAGAUGGUGCCAUGUCCACUUUACUUCAGGUUUCCGGUGGCCCAUAUCUGGCCCUCAUAGACUCGAAGACAGCUGAAACACGUUUUUUUCAAUUGUUUAAGAGAAUGUUACUAAAUAGUGUGAUUCUUCAUGGAAAAGUUUUGCUAACUGAUACACCUUGUCACAAGUUGAUAUUCCUAUAUGAGAGGGCAUCCAGUGUAGUGACACCUAUAUACCAAGCUCUGAUAGGCUAGAAAUUUGGUGCAGGAUAUCCCUAGUUACCAUGUUUCCUGGAUUAAAUGUCUAUAAAGUAAGCCUGAAGAGUGCACCUUGGCUGUCAGAAAAGACAGCUGGGUAUCACUGCUGUUCACUAACUUUUUUGAUGGCAUGGUAGAUGGCUACUGACUCGGCAUCAGUUGUGCUUGCCCAGUUGGAAAUCCGCACACUGUCUUUAAAAGACAUGCCAGGAAUUAUUACACCAAUCCCAGCUGCUCCAAGAGAAUCAUCAGAGGCAUCACAGUAGAUUGAAGUUGGGGGGAUACUAUGAGGGGGACGGAGAAUUUCAUCCAUAUAUUUCAGAUAAUGGCCUUAUAAUUCUGUUACUAAAGUCAUGAAUUUAAGCCCUGUUGUCUAUAUGAACAGAUACAUGUGAUCUGUGCCAUGGUGCAGUAAGUGUUGCUUCUAGGAUGUUAAUAGCAUCAAUGCUCCACACAUUGAAACUGAGAAUAGUUUAGGAGAGAGAGUAAGAAAUAGACAGACAGACAUAGAUAUUAACAUAAGAUACAGACAGAGGCUUUCCCAGAAACAGACAGCUAUAUAGAUAGUAGAUACACAGACGGAGGCAUAAACAGAAAGAGAGGGUGAAGACAACUAAGGAAAAAUCAAAGUUAGACGUGGUGAUGAUGUGUGAAUCGCUAGUUAACCGCAGUCAACACUUCAGUCCAUAUCGUGUGUUUUGUGUGAAAUUACGCUUGGCCAUUUUUAUUAUUCUUGUUAUGAAGCCACGAUUGCAACAGCUUCGCAGCACUACUAAUCCAGACCUUGUGUUUAAAACAGACUAUGUCAACAGACUACUUUUAGUAAAAGUUUUCAAUAUUUCGUCACGACACAGAUUAACUCCGUCCACUUUGCGACGUCAUAACCUGCAGCCCCCUGCCCCGCCUCCUCCCCUUCUGUGACGCCACGGUCGCGGGAUGCAGCCGGAGGGUCGAGGAGCGGCGGCCGACUCGCCUGCCUUCCCGCCACACCUCGGAUCUCUCUGGACUCGCGUCGGCGGAGCAGCAGCAGCAGCAGGAGGCAGCCCGGCGCUCUCCCUUCCCGAGAUGAUGGCUGUGCGGGGCCUGAUGGGCGGGAUGGGCGGGAUGGGCGGCCUGGUGGGCGGCCUGGGCACGGCGAACCCGUCCCUCGGCCUCCUUCCAGGCUUCCCUCCUCCGUUCCAGCUGACGGCAGGGUUAGUGCCCGACUUCCCGGCGAAGUUCGGGAGUUCGCCGUCCUUCCCGAGCAGUCGGCUGGGCUCUCUCCUCUCCCCUGCUCUCGCGACGCCGCCUGCCUCCCUUGCCCCCCUGCCGCCAACCCCUGCCACGCCAGAACCAGCGAUGCAAGGAACUGGAAACCAGAGCAAGGAAAACCCUGCAAGUGUCCGGCCCCUCAAGUGCAUCAACUGUGAGUACGUGACCACGGACAUGACGACCCUCCUCGACCACCUGGACUCCCACUACUCCGUCAAGACCUUCCUCUGUGUCCACUGCACCCGGGCCUUCCCUGGCCCCAGGGAGCUCCACGCCCACAACCAGCCUGGCCAAUGCCCCUACAGGGAGGCAUAAUCAGUCAGGUGUGAUUGUCACGGUGGGCCCCCCAACCACGGAUGGGGUUCUACUCAAACAGCCACGGCUAAUAACGAGAGGGGAAAACGUGCUGCGGCACCCCACGAUAGAACGCACCGGGCUGAUGGCAUGUUUAUUGUCAGGCAACUGCGUGGGCGCGGCAUAUCUGCAGCAGGUACGGACACCAUCCUAGACUCUUGAAGGAGUCGACAAAGUAGUCAUAAUUCUUUCGGCAAACAUUGAACUUCGUGAAUUUCUUAUAAAAUGGGAUUUUUGCCAA
This is a messenger RNA of Penaeus chinensis, 2394 nucleotides long. RefSeq lists its product as uncharacterized. The record is from RefSeq and is a predicted model, not a curated record. The transcript has 4 exons. Lineage: Eukaryota; Metazoa; Arthropoda; Malacostraca; Decapoda; Penaeidae. Bases 1485 to 2114 code for a protein of 209 amino acids.